AUGCUACAUCCGAAAUUCCUGGCAGUCUAUAUGGGCCUUCUUGGCGCUGUCACGGACGCGGCAGUAAUGUCGAAUCCGGAGUCUUCUGCGUACGUUGUCUCUGCAUUCGCUAGUGGCGACUGGGGCACAACUACAUAUCAAGGGUCGUGCUGCUCUCGCUCAUCUACUUUUAACAAUUUCAACGUGACUGCCGAGAGUGUUGUUGCAAGCUUAAUGAACAUUGAGGCGGGUAAAACUUCCGUGCCGCCGAAGGUCAUCAUGGAACAUGGUGAUAGCUUUUACUGGACAGGUAUCAACAGUCUCAAAGAACGUGACUCGCGCUUCGCGACAACGUUUGAGGAAAAAUUUAACGACGAUAUAUAUUAUAAAUACUACUUGGGUGAACGUUUGUGGCAAUCACGACGGUGGCGGUGCUAG
Peronospora belbahrii is the source of this 417-nucleotide messenger RNA. NCBI's taxonomy places the organism in Eukaryota, Oomycota, Peronosporomycetes, Peronosporales, Peronosporaceae. The record is from the annotation of a GenBank genome assembly.